Messenger RNA from Drosophila grimshawi, 411 nucleotides. RefSeq lists its product as uncharacterized. The transcript has a single exon. The record is from RefSeq and is a predicted model, not a curated record. NCBI's taxonomy places the organism in Eukaryota, Metazoa, Arthropoda, Insecta, Diptera, Drosophilidae. The annotation marks the transcript as partial.
AAAGAGUGCAACGAUUUGUAAGAAGUGGAGCACAGCCGCCGCUGAGCGUUGGAAGCGUGGAAAGUGUGUAAAAGCGCCAUAAAGUUGCCACAGAGCACAAAACAAAGAAAACAAAUAAAUAAGAAAUAAAAAGACAACAAUAAACUAAAAAGAGAGCGCAAACAAGAAACAAAUAACUGACAAGUGGCCAAAGACAACGCCAAAAUGAAUCCGAGGCCCGUGGGCAUUGGAUUCGGAUGCGGCCGCAAACCACCCAACAAUGCCAAGAUGCGUUCCCGAUGGCCGCCACCACCUGCACCACUAUUGUCAUCCACAGUGCUGCCAGCGGCCGCAACAGCGGCAACAACAACACUAUCAGCGACAACGACAACUGCAAUGGCAGCGACAAAAACAAAAUCAACAACAACAACA